Molecule: messenger RNA, 1858 nt
Organism: Cryptomeria japonica (Japanese cedar)
Lineage: Eukaryota; Viridiplantae; Streptophyta; Pinopsida; Cupressales; Cupressaceae
Product: G-type lectin S-receptor-like serine/threonine-protein kinase At2g19130
Exons: 1
Coding region: 119-1747 (542 amino acids)
Biological process (GO): protein phosphorylation
Molecular function (GO): ATP binding; protein kinase activity
Source: RefSeq, a predicted model, not a curated record
CCAGGGAUUCUACAUGAUUCCCGUUUGAAGCUGGAAUUCGUGGUGUUUUCUCCCACAAGAAUGUACUACACAUAUAAGCUUGGACCCCAACUUCUGGCUAGUACGAUGAUGGUGAGACAUGUUCUCAAAUGGAACGGCGAGGUAUCAAUCUACACUUGUACUGAUAAUAAUAGCUGGAGCCCGGUUUGGUAUCAACCCCAAUCAAGCUGUGGCGUGUAUGGUGUAUGCGGGCCGUACGGAGUAUGUUUCACCCAAGAAAACAUUGAGUCAUGCAGAUGUAUGGAAGGCUUCCACCCAAGAAACGCUGCUGCCUGGAGUUCUCAGGAAUGGUGGUCUAGCGGUUGUGUUCGGCGUACUCCAAGAAAACUGCGCUGCCAUCAAUGGCAGUGGCACCACGGAUGGUUUCCUCCAAGUUACUGAUAAGUCUCUAUCUGAUAAAGAGCCUCUCCAAAUUAUGUCAGACUCGACUCUACUAGGAUGCAAGACUGCUUGUCUCAAUAAUUGCUCCUGCACGGCUUUUGCUUUUACUGAUUCAAAUUCUCAUAUAACUUGUAAAUUGUGGUUUGGCGAUCUUUUAAGCAUGCGGACUAAGGCCCCUUCUGACGGCCAGCUCUUGUUCAUUCGAUUGGCUGCUUCUGAUGUGUUACAGUUGUCAGCCCACGCGGGAAGAAGCAGCAGCAGAGCAGUUGCACUCUCCAUUUCAAUUCCUCUGGGCGCAGCUGUUUUGAUUAGUCUGUUCAUUGGUGCAUGCUUUAUUCACCGCAGGCGCCGAAGAAUGCUUGAGAAAUUUGUGAAGGACUACGCAUCAACAUCGCUUAGAACAUUCACCUACAAAGAGCUCAAAGUUGCGACCAAAUAUUUCGUCCAUAAGUUGGGAAAGGGGGCAUUUGGCUGUGUCUUCAAAGCAACUCUGCCGGACAAAACCCUUGUAGCCGUGAAAAAAUUAGAGGGUUCCGCACAAGCAGAAAAGCAAUUCCGUGCGGAAAUAAGCACCAUUGGAAACAUACAUCAUGUGAAUUUGGUGAAGCUCCGUGGAUUCUGCGUGGAAGGGUCUACAAGAAUGCUUGUUUAUGAGUACAUGGAAAACGGGUCUCUCAACUCUUUCUUGUCCAGCAAAUCCAAAGAAGAAGACAAGGUGCUGGAUUGGAAUACCAGAUAUGGAAUCGCUUUGGGCACUGCAAGGGGAUUACUUUAUCUCCAUGAAGAAUGCAGAGAUCGCAUCAUCCAUUGCGAUAUCAAACCAGAAAAUAUUCUUCUAGACGCAGAUUUCUCUCCAAAGGUGGCUGAUUUCGGACUGGCAAAGCUUGUUGGCAGAGAUUUCAGCAGAGUGCUGACAACAACAAGAGGAACGAUAGGAUAUUUGGCUCCCGAGUGGCUGACCGGUGUGCCAAUAACAGUGAAGGUGGAUGUAUACAGCUUCGGCAUGACCCUCCUCGAAAUAAUCUCAGGCCGACGAAAUAGUGAUUUGAGCGUGCAAGAAUCUCAGCGCUACUUUCCGACAUGGGCAGCAACUCAAAUUCUCAAGGGGAACACCAUCGGCAUUGUGGAUGAAAGAAUUACAGACGGGGUGGAUGUUGAAGAGGUGAUAAGAGCAGUUGUGGUAAGCAUUCUGUGUAUUCAAGAGGAUGAGAAUGGGAGACCAACCAUGGCUCAAGUUGUCCAGAUAUUGGAAGGCAAAUCAGAAGGUAACAUGGAAAAAUAUGAGAGGUGCUUGCAAGCGCUCAUCGAUGAUCAUUGUGUUUACUAGAAAUUUUAGUAAGUUAUCUAAUUAUUAAUGUUUUCAAGGAACUUGCUAUUAUAAAACAUGUAUAAUAAGUAGUUACUAAAGAUAAUAGUUAUAAUUAAUUUUUGAAAGUUA